Cetraspora pellucida is the source of this 630-nucleotide messenger RNA. NCBI's taxonomy places the organism in Eukaryota, Fungi, Glomeromycota, Glomeromycetes, Diversisporales, Gigasporaceae. The record is from the annotation of a GenBank genome assembly.
AUGACAAAUUGUUGGAUGAAGACUGGUAUUUUACUCUUGGUAUCAAAUGAAGAUGUUGAACUUGCACAAAAUACAUGCUUAGAAUCAAUUGAACGUGAGGAAAGUGAAAUAUAUAAAUUAGUGGUUGAUCUUACUGAAGAUACAGUUGCGCGAGAAAUAGAUGCAUAUAGAGAAGUUAAUCAAACUCAUAUUCCUACAGAAGAAACACUUAAUGAUACCCAGAUUGUUGAAACUGUAUUAGCAGAACAAUUGGAGUACGAGCAGGGUGAUUCAGAUGAUUCUGACAAAGAACCGCCAAAAAUCACUGCUGCUGAAGGAAUAAGUGGGUUGAAAAGUUUUAUAUUGUUUGCUGAACAACAAAUGUGUGAUGAUUUCUUUUUCAAUAAUAAUGAUUUAAAAGUAUUUCGUAAAUACUUAACAUUAAUGAAGCAAAAAAUUACUGAGUCUAUGAAUCAAAAACCUAUUACAGAUUUUUUUAAAACAGCAGAUCAAAGUAUGUCUAUUAAUAAUAAUUUUUUUAAUGAAAUAAGAUUUUUUGAUGAUGGUAAUGUUUUUCCUGAUAAUGAUAAUUUUUUUGGUGGCAAUAAUUUUCUGAUGGUAAUGAUUUUUCAGGGAACAAUUUUUCUGUGA